CUCCCCUCAUUAUCUUUUCUCUCCUCACUCUUACGUGGGCUUUCUUUUCUCUGUUUCUUGUCUUUGGCAUAGAGAGUGUGUCGCGAGUCUCAUUCGCGUCCUGCUGUCCUUGAUACCCCCGCCAGUAGAGUCGUCUACUCGUAGGACUUGACCGCCCUUUGUGCCUUUGUCUUUUCAAGGCCCAACAUCUACUCCCCACCAAAAACCGAAAAAGAAAAUUCACAGCACAAGACCUGAAAAAUGGCUCCCUCUGCUAGUGCCGUCAAGGCCGAGAACUCCAAGUCUCAGAAGGUCCUCGAGGAGCUCUUCUCCAAGUUGAGCGUCUCUCAGGCCCAGGACGAGAUCAACUCCGCCGCCAAUGACAUCGCCACCUUCAUCAACGGCGAUAUCGAGGAGGCUGACGCUCCCACCAAGUUCGUCGACCUCGUCAAGAAGCAGCUCGGCAACAAGAAGGAUGCCGUCGCCCGUGAGCGUGCGGUCGACGCCAUCCGCGCCAUUGCCCAGCACUCCACCGUCUCCCCUGCCGUCGAGCCCUUCCUCGUUGCCCUUCUGCCGAACGUGCUGGCCGCUGUCGGUGACAAGAUGAGCUCCGUCAAGGUCGCCGCCCAGACCGCCGCCGAGGCCAUCGUCGAGGCUGCCAACCCCAACGCCGUCAAGGCAAUCAUUCCUCACCUCAUCACCUCGUUGGAGAACGCACAGAAGUGGCCGGAAAAGAUGACCGACCUCAAGCUCAUCGAGGUUCUCUGCAAGAGCGCACCUGCUCAGCUCGCUUUCCGUGUCCCUGACUUGAUCCCCGUCAUCUCCGGAGCCAUGUGGGAUACCAAGCCUGAGGUCAAGAAGGCUGCCUACGCCACCAUGGAGAAGCUCUGCGCUCUCAUUUCCAACAAGGAUAUUGAGCGUUUCAUUCCUGAGCUCAUCAAGUGUAUCGCUAAGCCUGAGAACGUCCCCGAGACCGUUCACUUGCUCGGUGCCACCACUUUCGUCACUGACGUCCACGAGCCCACUCUCGCCAUCAUGGUUCCCCUCCUCGAGCGUGGUCUCGUCGAGCGUGAGACUGCCAUUAAGCGAAAGUCCGCCGUCAUCGUUGACAACAUGUGCAAGCUCGUCGAGGAUCCCCAGAUCGUCGCCGCUUUCUUGCCCAAGUUGAUGCCUGCUCUCGAGAAGAACUUCGACACCCUCGCCGAUCCCGAGGCUCGUGAGAAGACCCGCCAGGGUCUCGACACCCUGAUCCGUGUCGGUGCCGUCAAGGAUGGCAAGGCUCCCGAGAUCUCCAAGGCUGGUGAUAUCUCCACCGUUGCCGGUUUGCUCAAGGACGUCACCCCCGACAAGUACAAGAUUGACGCCAAGUUCCAGCCCAUUGUCGACUACAUUGGUGCCAUCGGUGGUCAGCUCAUCGAUGAGAAGGACUACGAGGCCAUCAGCUGGCAGAACAACGCCGGUCCUUUCAUCGCCGCUCUCAUUGGUGAUGCUGAGGCCAACGACGUUGCCAGCAACCUCCGCAGGCGCGCCAUUCCCGCCGCUGCCAUGGCGGACGAGAAGGAGCCUGAUGAGGAGGAGGGCGAGGACCUCUGCAACUGCACAUUCAACUUGGCCUACGGUGCCAAGAUCUUGCUCAACCAGACCCAUCUCCGCCUCAAGCGUGGUCAGCGUUACGGUCUCCUCGGACCCAACGGUUCCGGAAAGACCACCCUCAUGCGUGCCAUCAACAACGAGCAGGUCGAGGGCUUCCCCAAGCAGAGCGAGGUCAAGACCGUCUACGUUGAGCACGAUCUCGACUCUGCCGAUACCGAGCAGACCGUCAUCGAGUGGACCAUGAAGAAGCUCGCAUCUGUCGGCAUCAACAAGCCCCAGCCCGAGGUCGAGGAGACCCUCGUCAGCUUCGGCUUUGCCGCCGACCAGCUCACUGGCCCCAUCACUGCCUUGUCUGGUGGUUGGAAGAUGAAGCUCGCUCUUGCCCGUGCUGUCUUCGAAGAGCCCGAUAUUCUCCUUCUUGACGAGCCCACCAACCAUUUGGACGUCAAGAACGUCAAGUGGCUCGAGGACUACCUUGUCAGCUCUCCUUGCACAUCCAUCAUCAUCUCUCACGACAGCAAGUUCUUGGACAACGUCAUUCAGCACGUCAUCCACUACGAGCGCUUCAAGCUCAAGCGUUACCGCGGUAACUUGAGCGAGUUCGUCAAGCGUGUGCCAUCUGCCAAAUCUUACCACGAGCUCUCUGCCUCCGACAUGGAGUUCAAGUUCCCUGAGCCCGGUUUCUUGGAGGGUGUCAAGACCAAGGCCAAGGCCAUCGUCCGUGUCUCCAACAUGACCUUCCAGUACCCCGGAACCUCCAAGCCCCAGAUCUCCGACAUCACCUUCCAGUGCUCGCUCGGAUCUCGUAUUGCUGUCAUCGGCCCCAACGGUGCCGGAAAGUCCACCCUCGUCAACGUCUUGACUGGUGAACUUAUCCCCACCUCCGGUGAAGUCUACCAGCACGAGAACAUCCGUAUUGCCUACAUCAAGCAGCACGCUUUUGCCCACAUCGAUCACCACUUGGACAAGACUCCUUCCGAGUACAUCCAGUGGCGUUUCCAGACUGGUGAGGAUCGUGAGACCAUGGACCGUGCCAACAAGAUCGUCACCGAGGAGGACGAGAAGGCCAUGGACAAGAUCUACAAGAUUGAGGGUACCCAGCGUCGUGUCAUUGGUAUCUCCUCCCGCAGAAAGUUCAAGAACUCUUACGAGUACGAGUGCUCGUUCGCUCUCGGAGAGAACGUCGGCAUGAAGAACGAGAGGUGGACUCCUAUGAUGACUGCCGACAACGCCUGGAUUCCUCGUAGCGAGAUCCUUGCCUCUCACGCCAAGAUGGUGGCUGAGGUCGAUCAGAAGGAGGCUCUUGCCAGUGGUCAGUUCCGUCCCCUUGUCCGCAAGGAGAUCGAGUCCCACUGCGCCAACUUCGGUCUCGAUGCUGAAUUGGUUUCCCACUCCCGCAUGCGUGGUCUCUCCGGUGGUCAGCGUGUCAAGGUCGUCCUCGCCGCUUGCUCGUGGCAGCGACCUCAUUUGAUCGUCCUUGACGAGCCCACCAACUACCUCGACCGUGACUCUCUCGGUGCCUUGUCCAAGGCUAUCAAGUCCUUCGAAGGUGGUGUCAUCAUCAUCACUCACUCUGCCGAGUUCACCAAGGACUUGACUGAGGAAGUUUGGGCUGUUGUCGAUGGAAAGAUGACUCCCUCCGGUCACAACUGGGUUCAGGGUCAAGGAGCAGGUCCCAGACUUGCGGAGAAGGGCGAGGAAGAGGAGACGUUCGAUGCGAUGGGUAACAAGGUUGCUUCCCAGACAAAGAAGAAGAAGUUGACUUCAUCCGAGAUGAGGAAGAAGAAGAAGGACCGUAUGGCCCGCCGCAAGCGUGGUGAGGAGGUCUUCUCUGAUGAGGACGACUAAAUUGCUCGUUCGAUGUCCUUAUGAACAGAUUUGGCAACGAGUUUGGGUGGAAAUGAAUCAAUCCAGCAAAGAAAAUGAUGGAUAGAAAAAAUCGGUGAUCAUGACUCGGAGUUAAUGAUUUGAUACCUCGUAGACACUUAAUAGACUCAAGGUUGCUCUUACAGCUUUCCUGAAUUCAAAAAAGUUCAAAAUUG
Molecule: messenger RNA, 3614 nt
Organism: Aaosphaeria arxii CBS 175.79
Lineage: Eukaryota; Fungi; Ascomycota; Dothideomycetes; Pleosporales
Product: ARM repeat-containing protein
Exons: 4
Coding region: 241-3420 (1059 amino acids)
Molecular function (GO): translation elongation factor activity; ATP hydrolysis activity; ATP binding
Source: RefSeq, a predicted model, not a curated record